Acanthopagrus latus (yellowfin seabream) is the source of this 5582-nucleotide messenger RNA. RefSeq names its product A-kinase anchor protein 7-like. The record is from RefSeq and is a predicted model, not a curated record. The transcript is spliced from 11 exons. Gene Ontology annotation, cellular component: cytosol. Bases 454 to 2007 code for a protein of 517 amino acids. NCBI's taxonomy places the organism in Eukaryota, Metazoa, Chordata, Actinopteri, Spariformes, Sparidae. Gene Ontology annotation, molecular function: protein kinase A regulatory subunit binding.
UUGUUUACAAACAGUAGCUCCUUUCAGUCGGCUUCUAAGUUAGCGAGCGUUGUGGAGCUAAAUUUGAAUUUUACGUUAUUUGUCGGACUUUUUUACCCCGAGUAUGGCCGCCACCAAAGAGCUUUCUGAACCAACACUAUAAUGCCAACUUUACAAAAAUGACAUUACGGUUAUUUUUAUUUAUUCGCCGCACAACUCCGCUAGAGUCAGUUCGCUAACAGUUAGCUAGCUCAACAGAUGUGUCUGCAGCAUGGCUGUGUGAUUCAUCUCAACAGGUGUUAGCUACAGGGGGGCACUUCUUAUCUCUAGAGGUAACAGUCCCAAAGAGUUGUACGCAUGUGUUGUUUCUUUUUGAGGCUAUAUUAGCUGUUAUCGCUGUUCAACUAGCCAGCUGUUACCGUCAGUUAAGUUAGCUAGCUAACUGUAGAAGUUAGUCUCACUCGGUUGAGUGUCAUGCUCCUUGGCCGCGUGAGCCCGAUCAUAAGGACCUGUUCAGAAAGAAUUGGCUCACAGAGAGUUUUUGUCGUCUGUAAAACAUCAGCACGAAGGCUUCAUCCCAUAUCUACCAGAUAUAACGUCAGUGCACUAAAGCCAUCUGCACACCGGUUCUCACUUAAGGCACACCACAGUCUGUACCCGCUAACAGUGUGUGACAUGCAGGCAGCAAAUAUGUCGUAUGGCAAAGAGACCACUGCGGUUGCCUUAGAUGAUGAUGGUGAUGAUGACGAUGAGGGUGGUUUUGAAGCUGUGGUUCAACAACACGGUCGGACAGAAAACGAGGAGUUGCGGAAGGCGACGGUGAUCCCAGGUCAUGUGCAUGCUGUCAGCAUGCAGGUCCAGCUAGACGAGACUGCUGGAGCCUCCACAGUGUCCGCAGCUCCAGCAGAUUUAACGGAGAAGAACACAAAGACAAAGAGGAGGAGGAGGGAGAAUAAGAAACUGAUAAAGAGAAAGCUCAAGUCAACGGAUGCUUCGGACAACUUGAUGUCAGAGCUUCCGUUUUGUCUGACCAGCCCCACCACGUGGAAGGAGCUGGGAUUCACCAGCUCCGAGUCAACUGAGAAGAAGAGAAAGAGGAAGAGAGGAGACAGCGGAGGGCGAGUGGAUAGUGAAGAGGAUGCAGAGAAGAAGAAAAAGAAGGAGUGUCAGCGACCCAACUACUUUGUCUCCAUCCCCAUCACUAACACACAGAUCAGUUCAGCUGUGAUCGAGGUCCAAGAACUGAUUCUUCAGCAGGAGCCUCGAUUAGCCAAAGCCAUGAUUCCAGUCCCAACUCUCCACAUCACGCUUUUAGUCACUCACCUCGCCAAUCAGGAGCAAGUCGACCUGGCGGCGACCGUGCUAGCGCAGGUAAAGCCGUCAUUGGCUGAGCUGCUGGGUGGGCGUGAUCUGGUGCUGCCGUUCUCAGGGAUCGGUCAUUUCAGGAAGGAGGUGGUGUUUGUUGGGCUGGCCCCCGGACAGCACAGACACACACUGGACAGUGUGGCAGAGUUGUUGCGGAGCCAUUUUGUGGAGCAGGGUCUUCUGCAAGGAGACAGCCGUGGGUUUGAACCCCACCUCACCAUUAUGAAGCUGUCCAGAGCAUCAAAACUGCGAUCUCAGGGUAUAAAGCGUGUGGACCCAGCUCUCUACUCCAACUACACUAACAAGUUUUUUGGAGACCAGACGGUUGAGCGGCUGGAUCUUUGUUCCAUGUUGAAAAAGAAGCAACAAGACGGAUAUUACCACACUGAGACGUCACUACAAAUUGAUUUGGUUCAGAACCCACUCCAUGCCAAACGCUCAAGUGGGCGUCGUCGGUCCGAGCCCGACGAGGCGGAGCUGCUGAGGGUCAGCAGGCGAUUGGUCGAGGAUGCUGUCAAUCGCGCAUUGCAGCAAUACAAACAGGAAACACUUCAAAAUGGGGGCGGGCCUAACGCCACGGCCGUGCAGCCCCCUGGAAACACUGAGGAAAGUGCAACAAAGACGGACACUACAGCCAACUCCACUAAAGACAGCAGGAAGUGACAUCAUCGGACUGAGGCACAGAGACUGAAAAAACAGCCGCCCAGACAACAUCAGCCAGGCCUGGCUAACCAGGAGAAGAGUCAGUAAGCCCUGGGCACAAAGCCUGAACCAGCCAACCAGUCAGCCUAGUUUGCUGACGAGCUAACCCAGCUAGCCAACCGAGAUGGCUAGCCUGUGAUGCUAGCUCCCUGCCCAACUGACCUAGCUUGACACAGUGCUAGUUAAAUAGAUAAUGUAGCUUGAGUUCAGUGCUAAGUGACCGUCCCAACAGGCCAGCUAGCUAAGCCUGUCAGUUAACUCACUAACUCUGAUGUCCUACGUCUAACAGCAAGGAUUGUCACUCAGCUGUGGGCCUGUCUCUGCACAUUAACCCAGAAAAGUUAUGUGAAGCACUCCUCUAGAGACACAUUUAGCACAUUUAUGGAUCACUUUGAGCUGUCUCCCAAAAACUGCCCUUUUUAGAAUAAGAUAAAUCAUGUUUUGUAGACAAUUUGGUUCACUGUCACCUGCACAUAAACUGGGACUUGAUAUCCUAAAUUUCCUUCUUUUCUCCUCAACUUCAGUGUUUCAGAUGAAGAAAAAAAAACAUUUUUUUUAGCAUACAUUUCUCAAAAGAUCACUCAUCUGCUCAUUGUUGUGGCUGGAAAGGACACAUGAAGAGAAAUGUUUUGACUGACGCAGUCUGAGCUGUGACCGGUUCUUUGGACUUAAGCUUAAAAUGUUGAACUUGGACUGGUGAAGUUUUUUGUUGAAGUAUUUUGCAGCGAGUCUCGGCUCAAAGCAGCUUUGUAUUGAUUUCAGGAAAAAGGAUCGUCUUGAAACUUACAUUUAAUUUUACUUUUUACUCAAGCUACCAAACUGCAUUUUUAUCUUUAUUCCGAGCUGUUUGUAGAAAGUGAUCUGGCCCCAGCUGUGCUUCAAGUAUCGUAUUUGUCCACCGUGUAAACCGUGUGUGUCCUCUCCAGGCAGCACUGAGACAAUCAUCAGUUUGAGCUCAAUUCAGUUAUAAGCUCUGAAUUCUUAUUUUCAAACAGACACAAACUGACAGCAGCUUUUACAAACCUAAUCUGGACUCCUCUGUUGGGUUCACAAACACUAUGGGAGCAAACAAACUGGUGUCUCGCUAUCACAAUAAUUUAUGUCCACCAAGUUUACAAAACAUAUCAGGUUAAUUUGAGAUACUUAACUGAGGAUGAUAAAACUAAUCAUGGUGGGUCGACUGCCACAUAUGACCGUUCCCACAACUACAUGAAAACUGUGACGUAUGACUUUCUCGAGUACCAGCAACAGGUGAACUGGGGCCGCACCUUCGUCAUCAUGUGGUUAAAAGUGCAAUAUGUUUGAAGAUUACUUUGAAAGACUGUGAAGAAACAACCGUUCUCAUUUUGGCAAAGACAUCUAGCACCGACACUCCCCUGAUUGUGCGGCUGGCUUCACGGCUAACUGCACCAACAAGCUAACGGUUGCUUAAGUCAUGGAUGUAAUUAAAAACAUACAGUUAGCAGGUACUCUGGUGAAACGCUGCCCCCAUUUGUUGGGAUGAAUUCACGGUGGUCAACUCCUCAAUAUUGCACUUCUAACGCUGAGACAGAAUGAAGGUCCUGUGCUGGUUUGGCCCGUCCACAUCUUCCUCCUUUUGAAGACUGUGGCUCGUACAGUUCAUCCCCUGAGUUCCUCUUUUGCUCCGCUCAUUAUAACUAUGGCCACUAGAGGUCGCCACCAAACAGUAAACAUAGAAUAAAGCUGUUUGUUUGGUGACGACAGGCUGAAAAAUUAAAUCACACUCCUAAAAUACACUACAAGUUGCCAAGAAUGCAUUUUAACUCCAUUAACGCCAAAAUCUUGAUUAAUGACUAGUGUUUGGCUCAGUAAAAAUACAUGUAAUACAAUAUUUAUAUGAUAGGCUUUUUUUUUUUUUUAUAGACACAGGCAUUUACUCGCACCUCCUCCGGCCUGAUCAUAUAUAUAUGUCUUUUUUUAUGCUCAUACCACCUACUACACACAUGAUAUAUUUAGUGUUUUUCCUUUAAAUCCAUCCAUGAAGUGUUUGGGUUAAAGUCUAUAAAUCAGGCUGUAGCCUGGCUAUUUGAAGCUCAGUGUUUAUUGGGUGUAUUUAUGCUGAUUGAAGCAGCUUUUACUCUGGAUCCCUACACAUGUAAGAGCAAGUUCCUCAGAUACCGACGAGGGGGAGGUUAACUCAGACAAUCGUUGCUGUCAGCUGAAAACCCCCCCGGCUCUUAAUUUCUGUGUCUUCCAUCCAUUAAUUUCUUUUCUUCCUUUUUUCUGUUAAACUUGAAAAUGAAUUUGGCCUUUUCCAUGUGCUGCAUUUGACUCCAGCACUCAUGUGAAAUUGGGGGAGGUUGUCUGAAUUUAAAUUCUUGACUUUCUGGAGAUGAGGUUUUCCACUGACAGCAAGAAGAUGAUGAUGAUGAUGAUGAUGAUGAUGAUGAUGAUGAUGAUGAUGAUGAUACAGCUAUGAUGAAGGCAAACUGUUAUUUUAUCCUUUUUAACUAUUAUUUAUGAUGCUUUGCUGUUGCAGCAGAACAGCUUCUCUGUUUAAAGAAAUGAGUUUCAUGUGAGAAAAAUGAAGACAUUUUAUUUUGAAGUGAGAUAAGGAGUUUCAGUUUGUAUUCAAAGGUGACAAAAGCACAAAAAUCUGAUUUUCUUUUAUUUUCUAACCCUUUUAGUUUCUCUUUUAAAAAAGCAGGUAACUAUAUACAUGCUGUUAAAUCAAAUCACCUCCUUUUCAAAGUGGCCUUAAGUCACUAAAACAAAUUGAUGUGUGUUUAUGUUUUUCUGUGUGCUUAAGGUGACAAUAGGUAACUUUUUUUUUUUUUUUUUAAGCCAACUUGGAUGAUGAACACUCACCUGCCAAAGUCUUAAAUGUCAACCUUCAGACUGAAGAGUCCAGCGUUAAACACAGUCUGCGUUAUUUCUGUUUUACGGUAAAUCUGUGUGUGUGAAUGCAGAAACUGAGACUCGGAUGAUUUUAACUUCCCUCCAGUGAGAACAGGCGCGAGCUGUAAACUGUGCUCUCAUUCCUGUGAAAUCCACUUAAGUCCUGUCACUGUGGGCUUUUUGAAACGUCAGUUACAAAGGUGAAUUCUGUCUUAAGGUGGACUCUGAAGGGGUUUUGUUUUUUUUGUUUUGAUCUUUUAUUGUCACCGGAUCCUUAAAUCUCCUGAAAACCCCCUUUAAUACACAAGUUGUCCUGGUGGCCUGUGUGGUUACUCUGUUCAUCUGUGUGUGUGUGUGUGUGUGUGUGUGUGUGGGUGUGUGUGUGUGUGUGUGUGUGUGUGUGUGCGCGAGUGUGAGACUGUAGGAUGUUUGAUCAGUGGUUCCCCAGAGAAAUUUCUUGUCUCUAUCAAUCACGGCAACUCGGAGCUGUGUGUGUGUGUGUGUGUGUGUGUGUGUGUGUGUGUGUGUGUGUGUGUGUGUGAACAUCUCUACAAAUUUGUCUUCUGUGUUUGUCCUUGUGUACGUCUGAAUGCGCGGAUGUGCUGUAUGUACUGUGUUGUGUAUAUAUUGUCCUGCCAUAUUUGAACAAUAAAACAGGAUAUGAGAUUCAAAACCAA